AUGGCGCACCAAUCCGCGCGCCCGGUCGUUUCCGUUGCGCUUCUCGUUUUGGGAAUUGCCGCAAUUUUGCUUCUCACGAUUCCCACCGAGGACAUCAGGGAAGAGCCCGAGUUCAUGUACGGGAUUGUCCUUGAUGCGGGUUCCUCCCACACCGCCUUGUACAUCUACAAGUGGCCAGCAGACAAGCAAAAUGGCACGGGCGUGGUCACGCAGCACAGCGAAUGCCACGCCAAGGGCGGUGGGAUAUCCAGCUAUAAAGGCCAAAGGGGAGCGGCGGGGCAGAGCCUGGAGCCAUGCCUAGACCAGGCAGUAAAGGACAUCCCCAAAUCCAGACACCACCUCACACCUGUGUACCUAGGAGCCACAGCUGGCAUGAGGCUGCUCCGCAUCUCCUACGCAGAAGAAUCGUCUGAGAUUCUACAGGAAGUGGGGCAAAAAAUCCAGUCCUAUCCUUUCAACUACCAAGGUGCAGCCAUACUGACGGGCCAGGAGGAGGGCGCGUAUGGCUGGGUCACUGUCAACUAUCUACUGGAGAACUUCAUCAAGUAUGGCUUCGUGGGGCACUGGUUAAGCUCCGACAGGCCAACCGUGGGAGCUUUGGAUUUUGGAGGGGCAUCUACGCAAAUAACAUUUGCGACUCAGGAUGAAGUAGAGGAUAAGAGAGACAUGAUAAACCUCCGUCUGUAUGGCCAGACGUACUCCCUGUACACACACAGCUUCCUGUGCUAUGGCCAGGAUGAGGUCCUCAAGAGACUGCUGGCCCACUUGAUCGAGUCACAAGGUUUCUCGGGGUCAGUGUCUCACCCCUGCCUUCCUGCAGAUCUUGGCAUAGCUGUAAAGCUGGACAAGGUAUUCGACUCCCCCUGCACAGCAGACCGGAAACCCAGCCUGAACAACUCCCAGGAGGCCUUGAUAGUACAAGGCACUGGACAUUAUGAAUAUUGUCUGAGCAAUGUGUCUGAGAUCUUCUCCUUUGACAGCUGCCCCUUCUCCAAGUGCUCCUUUGACAAAGUAUUCCAGCCAAAUGUCACCGGCAGCUUCAUGGCGUUCUCUGCGUUCUUCUACAUUCACUCGUUUCUGCAACGGAUAACUGGUAUCCCUGUGAGAACUCCUUCACAACUGGCGGAAGCAGCCAAAAUGAUCUGCAACAUGGGUUUCGAUGAGUUGGCACUUCUGGCCCCAGACCAGACAUCUCAUUUACAGGACUACUGUGCUGCCUCGGUGUACAUCCAGGUUCUCAUAAUGAGAGGAUAUGGUUUUGACGAGGCUUCUUUCCCCCGCAUUUCCUUCCAGAGGAAGGCGGGGGACACGUCUGUGGGCUGGGCCCUUGGCUACAUGCUGAGUUUGAGCAGCCUGCUGCCGUCAGAGGGUGUGGCGCUGAGGAAGGCCCUGACACCUGGAGCCUGGGGAGCGCUUAUCUUCCUCUCCGUCCUCCUCCUCGCCUCAGUCCUGGUCUACAGCUCAUUCCAAGCGUUUGGCGGGAAGAAGAGAGGCGACAGCAGCACCUCCAUCUAG
Lampris incognitus (smalleye Pacific opah) is the source of this 1515-nucleotide messenger RNA. RefSeq names its product ectonucleoside triphosphate diphosphohydrolase 2-like. Lineage: Eukaryota; Metazoa; Chordata; Actinopteri; Lampriformes; Lampridae. Gene Ontology annotation, biological process: nucleoside diphosphate catabolic process. The transcript is spliced from 9 exons. The record is from RefSeq and is a predicted model, not a curated record. Gene Ontology annotation, molecular function: UDP phosphatase activity; GDP phosphatase activity. Gene Ontology annotation, cellular component: plasma membrane. The coding region runs from base 1 to 1515 and encodes 504 amino acids.